AUGUAGUAAUUAUAGGAAUCUCAUUCUCAAUCAGAUUUCAAGCUUCCAUCUAUAGAUAUUCAUACUACUCAUAGACUUCCUAUAAAAAUGAAUCCUAGUUAUAGAUUAAAAUAUACUAACCCUAUACGAGUUCAAUACCUAAGAUUUUUAGAUCGAAGAAGUUUGGAUGAAAAAUUAAAUGAACCAUUUUGCUUAGAAAAAUUUGCUAAAAUUAACAAUUACUCUUAUGAAAAGAGUUAUGAAUAGUAAGACAAUCUAUCUUAAAAUUUUAAGUGAAUUAAAAUGUAGAAAACCAUAAAAAAAAGCAUAACCACAACAAAAAUAAGAAUAUCGUAAACCAAAUAUGAGAUAUUUCAAUCCUGAAGACUCAGAGAUACGUCAAGAUGAUAUGGAUUUAAUCUUAAAUCCAAAGGCAAAUAAACCUGUAACUUCUAAUAGCAAAGUCUUUAUUUCAGAAUGA
Paramecium sonneborni is the source of this 460-nucleotide messenger RNA. NCBI's taxonomy places the organism in Eukaryota, Ciliophora, Oligohymenophorea, Peniculida, Parameciidae. The record is from the annotation of a GenBank genome assembly.